AUGUGGGAUAGACGGAAAGAACUGCGACAGUUGGAUGAAGUAACUCUGUCAUUGCUGCAAUAUGAAUUCGAGCAUUUUCGACAAGAAUCUACAAAUAAUGUUACUUUGAUUGAUGCAUUAGCAGUAGCAGUAAUGACCAAAGAAUUAAUCAUUGAAAGAUUGGAAGAGAGUAUCGGAAUGGCACUUCCGUACUGGGAUUACCGAAUGGACACUCAAUUGGCGGAACCGAAAGAUUCGUCGAUUAUGCUGAUGGAGCUGUGUCAGCACGUAAAUGAAAGCAAUGACAAUUUGCUGAUGAACAGUACCGAAGAAGAAACUGAUCGACAGUUGUUGAAAAUUGAACAAAGAUGUAAAAGUGGUGCAUUACUGACAUUUCUGCGGCAAACUUUACCUCCUGACAACACUCUUACAAAAGGAUGUUCACUGUGUGAAACUAACAACAGCAAAAGAUGGUUGUUCUGUGAUCGGAAUACUCAUCUAUGCGUUAGUAAAAUAAUUCCUAAUGGUGACUGCACGAAGUUCCAAAAUAAUUCAGAAAGCUGUUUUCAAUCAAAAUGUGAUCAGGGGCGCUGUAGUCAGCAAGAAAUGACGACUAUUAUGAAAGUAUCUGAAAACACUACCAUCGCAAGAAAUUCUGCAAGCUAUCUUAAAAAUUCAUUACUUCCGCCGAAAGCAGUACUUCUGACGAGGAACUUCACAUCAGACAUAAAUUCAAAUCAUAUCCGUAGAACUGAUGUACAAAAUGCGAAAAAUAGCUCAAUAUCUCAUUGGGUAAUCUCAGAAGGUAAAUAUCAAAUACUAGAUUUUAUGCCGAUCGAAUUGUCAAAAUUCAAAGGUAGUACAGAAAACAGUUCUUACGACAAAAAAGAAAUAAUUUUACCUAUAAAACGAAAUAGAAAUAGGAAGAAGGUCAAGAAGCAUUCCGGGGGAUUCAGAAAUAAAGGUGAAGCUGAAAUUAACAAGACAUCUCCUAAGAAAUAUCCGGAAUCGAUCCAUUUCGUUCAAUCCGAUAACAACACAUUUCCGACAAAGAAACGAUCGAAAUACGAUGACUCCCACAGAAAAUUCAAACAGCAAGAAGCAGUUAGUAAAGUGCGAAAAGGCAUUAUUCAUUUAUAUGGAUUUGAUAGACCAUCUUCCAGUGAGGAAUUGCUGAAAUCUUUGAAAAUAGGUCCUGAUUUCGGAAAGGUUCCUGAAUUUGGCAUGAAAGAUGCAAAAAUACCAGUGCAGGCCGAAGAACAAUAUAAGACCACUACUGUCAGUGUUCCCUCGCAAUAUGUUUACUUUUUUAUUACUGUUAUUAAAGGUAAAUCAAAACGUAAUAAUUUACUGAACCGAGCUGUUGAUGUCUGUGAUAUUACACUUAGCGGAGCAAACAUGCCUUAUGGUUUCACUGAAAGCAUCAAAGGACAGUUGAUUCAAAAUAAAACGUCUGCUGUUUUACGUACAUUGAAUCCGGAGAUGUUUGGCCCACUUGUGGAAUUCUAUAUUACAGUAACUGAUCAGGAUGGACGACUCUGCCAGCAAAAAUGUUUGAAUACCAAAGGAACUUAUGGAAAUUGCGAAGAACGGCCAAUUCGAUUAUCAAGUCAUGAGUUCAUCGUUUUUUCAGAUCCGAUUGAAUUUCAUGAGACCCAAAACUUACUUUUGGAACAUCAAUGGAUCGGAAGAGGAUAUUAUCGCAAGAGAAAACGCAAUUUCUUACUAUUUAUUUGUGACGAAUGA
Molecule: messenger RNA, 1725 nt
Organism: Brugia malayi
Lineage: Eukaryota; Metazoa; Nematoda; Chromadorea; Rhabditida; Onchocercidae
Exons: 5
Coding region: 1-1725 (574 amino acids)
Source: RefSeq, a predicted model, not a curated record